UAAUCGACAUCGACCAAAUCGAGAAAUCUUUUGUAAAGUUUAUGAAUUAAGUACGUGGAGUGGUAUAAUUUGAUGUUUCAUUACGAGAUAGCAAUCGUUGGGAACUCCACGUAUUGAUGAGAAAACCUCAAUUGUUAUUCUCACUAAAUAAAAACUUAAGAAUGGUGUCAUCUAAUCUUCCACUUUUUUUGGAAGGUACAGUGGUAAAGGGCUUCGGACGUGGUUCUAAAGAGUUAGGCUGUCCCACAGCCAACUAUGAGUUAGAAGUGGUAAAGAAACUACCAGCAGACCUAGAGCCAGGAGUAUACUAUGGGUGGGCUCAAAUAGACAAUGGGCCCAUUUAUAAAAUGGUGGCCAAUAUUGGAUGGUGCCCUUUCUACAACAAUGCUGAAAAGUCUGUGGAAACCCAUGUGAUGCACAAGUUUGACCAAGACUUCUACGGAUCCAAUCUAAGAAUAAGCAUACUGGGUUACCAGAGAGGUGAAAAGAAUUUCGACUCAUUGCAAGCCCUCAUAGAUGCUAUCAAGAAGGACAUAGAAGAUGCCAACAGGAAUCUGGACCAAGCAGACGCACAGAAGAUCAAGUCUCAUGACUUCUUCACACAAACAAGAGAUUGAGUUUUUUUGUACUUAAAAAACUGAAUGUGCCUUGAUCAUUCCAGCAAUGUUCCAGUCUAUAAAUGAUAAUAAAUUAUGAAAUCCAUUGUACACGAAUCCAGUCUAUCAAAUGUACAGUUCUGAAUUUUUAUGUGCAAUAAUUAGUAACUAUAAAUUGAUAUAAUUACGAUUUUUUGCAAAGAUAUCAAUAGUACUUAUCUAG
Messenger RNA from Plutella xylostella (diamondback moth), 819 nucleotides. RefSeq names its product Riboflavin kinase (gene Rfk). Gene Ontology annotation, molecular function: riboflavin kinase activity. NCBI's taxonomy places the organism in Eukaryota, Metazoa, Arthropoda, Insecta, Lepidoptera, Plutellidae. The record is from RefSeq and is a predicted model, not a curated record. Gene Ontology annotation, biological process: riboflavin biosynthetic process; FMN biosynthetic process. Gene Ontology annotation, cellular component: mitochondrion.